CUGCUGACGUCGUAUGAUGAGCUUUUCAUCACCCACUGUUCAGUCUGUCAACGUGUACUCCCCUUUGAGGGCCAUGUGCCUCCUGUUGCACGAGUAUGGAAAGCCAUUGCAAGCAACGCCGACGGAGAGAAGGGUCAAUGGGAAGCUCGUCAUAUCUCAUGCCUU
Fomitiporia mediterranea MF3/22 is the source of this 165-nucleotide messenger RNA. RefSeq lists its product as uncharacterized. The record is from RefSeq and is a predicted model, not a curated record. The transcript has a single exon. Gene Ontology annotation, cellular component: mediator complex. NCBI's taxonomy places the organism in Eukaryota, Fungi, Basidiomycota, Agaricomycetes, Hymenochaetales, Hymenochaetaceae. The annotation marks the transcript as partial.